AUUUGACUGGCACAAAAUCCAGAUGUCAAUUUGAGUCAUGUUGAUAAAAGAGCGCGUUAUUCUUUAUAGAAAGCAAUAUUUUAAAAGUUAACUUACUUAUUAGCGAGAGUUUUUUUUAACACGUCGUGUUUGAAAUGUUCAGUUGUUGAGCUAUGGGAAGCAAAAUCAUUCCUCUGGAAUUAGAUGCUCUAAUCGGUUUCAACGGACAAGUGCCUUUUGGCCUAAAGCUCCAUCCAGACAGGAAGCACCUUAUCUAUCCUCUGGGAAGUUUUAUUGUCCUGAAAAGAAUUGAGGAUGGGAAGCUAGAGUUUCUGGAUGGACACUCAAACAACGUCUCCUGCAUUUCUGUGUCCAAAAGUGGAUCGUACAUCGCCUCUGGGCAGGUCAACUUUCUGGGCUUUGAGGCUCCAGUGAUUAUCUGGAAUUAUGCAGAGAGAACAAUCCACGUCGAGCUGCGGAUCCACAACACCAAGGUUGAAUCGGUCGCAUUCUCUCCCAGUGAAAAAUACCUGGUGACUCUUGGGGGCAUAGAUGACUGCCGGAUUUUUGUAUGGAAUGUUGAGACCAAGGAGCUCAUCUGUAGGAACAAAGCUACAGCUCAAGGUCACUGCCUCGUGGUGGAAUAUUCCAAAACUGACGAUACCCUGUUCGCUUCGGCUGGCAGCCUAACACUGCGAGUCUGGAAGUUUGUCAACGAAAGGAUCUUGCCCACCAACUGCUGGACAAACAUGCUGAAGAGAUAUGUGUCAUGUAUCGAGAUUUCAGAGGAUAAUCGAUAUAUGUACUGCGCCACUUCAAGUGGAGACAUAAUGAAAAUCGACGUAGAGGGGAAAGCUCUGAUCAUCUGUGGUCCCAGUAAAGCAAAAUUCAUCCGUGGGAUAAAUGUUCUUAAGUUGUUGGAAUCUGGAGACCUGCUCGUUGGCUCUGGAUCUGGUAUCUUAGCUCUGUGCUCCAAGACUAACUUCAAACCUGUCAGGAAAGUUCAACUGGAAAACGCAGUGACUUCCAUCGCCAUCAGUGAAGGGGGAGAGCAGUUCUAUGUCGGCACAGAGGAGGAUCAGAUGUACCGGCUCCGUUUUAAGAAUUUUACAGCUGAGCUCGUAUCCACAGGCCACAGGAACGCUGUCAAGGACAUUGCCCUUCCUCAUGCCACCUCUAAGCUAUUUGCAACUUGCUCUGAGGAAGAAAUCAGAGUGUGGAUGGUAGGCAAGCCCAAAGACCAGCUGCGCAUCACUGUUCCCAGCACGACCUGCAACGCCAUAAACUUCAUGCAUGAUGACUGCAGUAUCAUCAGUGCAUGGAGCGAUGGCAAUAUCCGUAGGUUUGGAAUGAAAGGGCAGCUGAUGGUAGUAAUUAACAAUGCUCACAGACAGGGGGUGACAGCCAUCGCUGGCACCAAGGACUGUAAAAGAAUUAUCAGUGGAGGAGGAGAAGGGAAGGUGCAUGUGUGGGAACUGCUGCCUCAUACCCACCAAAUACUGAAGAUCAUGGUGGGGCACAGAAGGCCCGUGUCUUGUCUCAGAAUGAAGAGCGAUGACAAAGAAUGCAUCACAGUCAGCUCUGACGGUUUCUGCAUCAUCUGGGACUUAGAACACUUUCAUGCCCGUCAAAAGAUCAAAACCGACACUCUUUUCCGGACUGUGUGCUACCAUCCAGACGGAUACCAGAUUGUUACUUGUGGAACUGACGGAAAGGUCAUUUACUGGGACGUGAUGGGUGGCACUAACAUCAGAGAACGGGAGGACGCAGAGACAGGGGUCUAUAACAGCAUACAUGCCACACAGGAAGGCAACCACUUUGUGACAGGUGGAGAAGACAAGCGGGUGAAGGUGUGGGACUAUAUGCAAGGAAAAAUAACCCACAUAAGUAUCCCUGCUGGAGCUGUUAUUACCUGCACCAGAAUCUGCACCUUGAACCGCAUCCUGGUCAGCACCAGCGCAGAUGGAGGCAUUUGGCUGUGGAAGUUCCCCCACCUUGCCUCUUCCUCUUAAACAAAGAAAUUCAAGCCAAAAAACUCACUGCCAAUUGUUGCACACUGGUUGAUAUAACCAGUUAUUAGGUUUAGGGAAUAAUAAUUUUUUUCCUAUAUGGGCAGGUUGGUUUGAAUUAUUUACCUAGAAGUAAAAUAAUCAGUUGAAAGAUG
Molecule: messenger RNA, 2143 nt
Organism: Gambusia affinis (western mosquitofish)
Lineage: Eukaryota; Metazoa; Chordata; Actinopteri; Cyprinodontiformes; Poeciliidae
Product: cilia- and flagella-associated protein 52-like
Exons: 14
Coding region: 153-1991 (612 amino acids)
Biological process (GO): cilium assembly
Molecular function (GO): protein binding
Source: RefSeq, a predicted model, not a curated record